GCGGCGGCGGCCGCAGGAGGAGGAGGAGCGGGAGCGAGAGCCAGGAGGAGGAGCAGCAGCGGCGGGGGCUCCCCCUGCAGCCCGGCCGGGCACUCCGUCCCUGUUCCCGGCCGUCAUCUUUGUGCUGCCUGAGAGCAUGCUUCAGCCCCAGCUCUGGGGAGAGGAGAAACCAGCGCUCCCCUCAUGAGUGUGCCGUGCACGCUGAAGAUCCCACCAUGCAGCUGAAUGAAACAUCUCUGGACACCGUGCCACCGUGCAAAGGCCCUUUUUACUUCCUUACCCUGGACUUUACUAGCAGUAUUCUGGCUGCAAUGUAAUUUUUUACUGGUGCUUGUCAGUUCUGAUGACUGCUGAAAUACAAGUUGGUAAACAAACCUUCCAAAAUACUCCAACCCAAAUGUUCCAAACCUGGAUAUUUUUAUAGAGGUCCUAUAAAAGAUACAAACCUUUUAAAAAAAGACCAGAGAGAUUUCAAAAAUCUCUUUCUCAGUUACUAAUGACAGUUAUAGAUAAAAGUUACAAAAACUUAAGAGUUAUUCAAUUUCCAAGGCAGAUACUAUGAGAGGACAAAGUUCCAUUAGUCUUUCAUAAUUUCCUGCUCAAAGCAGUUCUUUGAGCAACAGGCAGGUGAAGGCCAACCACUUAGGAACACAUCUGGAGAUCUUACUUCUGUACAGAUUUUCUGGUGUUUAAAAGGGUUACAUUACGGCUGUUUUCUAUGUGGAUCUUCUGACAUUCCUCUUUUCCUGAAAACUCUAGAAAUGCCUCAUUAUUUAGUUGACUGGAUUUUGCUGGAAGCAUUUGCAUGCCCAUUGAAAGCACAUAUGUGUAUCUUCCUUUUUGCCAGCUCCAUAGCAACUCCAUUUUCAUUGGCUUGCAAAUGCCUGCUUCCUGUAGGAGCACAAGCAGAAGUGGUGCAGAUUUCAUGUAAGGAGUAAAGCUCUCUAAGUGAGCACAGUCUAUCACUGGAGGAGGUUGCCCAGAGAGGCUGCCAAAGCAGAGUGCCCUGGCUGCAGUUAAUGGUUGAGCCUGCUUAUAGGAAGCUGGACCGGAUGUCCUCUCAACGUUCCUUCCAAGGGGAAUGAGAAUGGUUCUAAGAAGUAAAAUGAGUAGGAACUUGGCAUUUUGUGAUGACUUCUCAUUUUGAAGAGGUGUAGUGUUAGUGUUUUUCCCUUCUUUUUGUAAUGCAGAGAAAUGAUAGUAGAAGGUAGUUACUCUGAAAACUGGUGUCUGUGUCUACCAAAUACUGUGCAGACUGUUACUUUUUCUUUUAGGCUAGACUUAAAAUACUGCAAUAGUGCUGGAAGGGGGAAGAGUUGCAUUUGUGAUCUUUGAAAAGUCAAAUGUAGUUAUUUGGGUGUUACAAUCUAUGGUAACAAAUGCAGAAAUGAAACAAACCCAUAGUGUUGAAUAAAGCUACACUGUGUAUCAUUAUGGAGAUGUUAUCUAAAAAAGCAACAAAUAGGAAUAGCUUGAUGGCUAAAAGGCCUGAGCAAGAGUUGGAUAGAGCAGGAGUUGGAUAGCCUUUGAACAGAAUUUGAGACAUCAGCUGCUACAAUUAUUCCUUUAUUUUGCUAAAAACUUGCCUUGGUUCUGUUUAAGAAGUGACAGUAGUCUGAAAACUCAGUGGAUUAUCAGGUUUUUUGGAAACAAUUAAAAGCUGUGAAGAAUAAAUUUUUGUCUUUUAGACAGGCAGUGCAGUGAAAUGAUAAAGACUCUUAGUAACCCUCGUUCAGUUUAACUGUAGUCCUUUUGUGUUGAAUUUGCUGAUUAAGAAUGGAAUGUGGACCAACAAAUUCAUGGAACCAAAGUGCAAACUAAAGCCUGAGGAAUGUCCAAAACAUAAGAAAAAAAAUUGUUAGUAUGAAAAUGUGGAUAAUAAACUGCAUAGUAAUAAAGGAAUUAAACUGACGACUUGAGGGAAUAAGCUUAGAAGGUUGAUCUUCUGUGUCCUUUAUGGUGGGGCAGUGCUGAUCUAAUGGAUAGAGAGGCUCCAAGAGGACGGUAGAUUUAGGUUGAAUAUUAGGAAGAAAUUCCUAACUGUGAGCAUGGUGAGGCACUGGCAGAAGUUUUCCAGAGCAGCUGUGGAUGCCCCAUCCCUGGAAAUGUUCUAGGCCAGGUUGGAUGGGACUUUGAGCAGCUUUGUCUAGGGGAAGGUGUCCCUGCCCAUGGGAGUGGGUCUGGAGCUAGAUGAUCUUUAGGAUCCGUUCCAACCCAUGCCAUUCUGUGAUUCUGGUGUAAGAUCCUUACUUCCAAGAAUGUUGUUCAAGUACCUACUGAAUAACAUUGCACAUGGUGGCCUUUGGAUUGAAGACCAGCUGUUUGAAAACGGGUACAUAAUUUAUAUUCAAGUUUUUUCUGUUAUGGUGGAGGUUUUGGUGUAUUUUUCUUUCUCAUGGAUUAAUAAUUUAAAGCUAACUAAUAAUUUUAUUUCAUUUUCUUCUGCAUUAAUAAUUUCAGAAUGAUUGCUGGUUAAGAACUCUUGAGGUACGUGGAUGUUGUGUACUACACCCCUAUUGACUGUUUCUUAUUUGUGAGCUAGACAUGCCUCAACAAAUGCCUGCAUCACCUUCUUCAGUAGCAUCAGUGUAUGAGUUGGAAGACUGAGAUGGGGAAACUGUUUCCACUGGAGCCCGAUGUAUUGAACCACAUUUCCUCUGGCUGAUCAGCCCUGGGCAGGGUGGUGUCCAGUAGCUCUGUUGUUAUCCCCACUGGAUUGUGGGCUGUCAUAGAGGGACUGGUUUUCAAGCUUUAACUAGGGACUGCAAAUUCCUGGGGACUUCACUUUAAAAAGAGUAUUUUAUGUCAAAUUUUUGCUCAUUGCGUUUUGAGAGAAUGCCUGACCAGUUACUCUGAUUUAUUCCUUUCUCUAUAGGUUCCUGUGAUACAGCUACCCCAAUGGUAUCAGCAUGUCUUCUGGACUUGGUGAUAAAAAACAUUAGAAAACAAGACUAGCAUCUGUCAAAUGGGGUUCCCUCUCCAUUUCUCUCUACACACCUUUCCUUUCAGGGGAGAAGAAGCGAAGAAUAGAAAAGUGCAAAAUGUUUCAACUUCCUGUUCAAAACCUUGAUAAUGUAAGGAAGGCUCGAAAAAAGGUGAAGGACAUUCUUGUGGAUCUUGGGCUUGACAGCUGCAGGGAAUUGUUGAAGAAUCUUAAAAGUUUUGAUGCAGGUGAAAACUACUUUUGUAACACUUCAUGGAGUGAUGUCUCUCCUUGGGAACCUGUGGGCAAAAGGAAGAGAUACAGAACAAAGCCGUACUGCUGUGGCUUAUGCAAGUUCUCAUCCAAAUUGCUUACUUCUUUCAAGAAUCACUUGCAUCGUUACCAUGAGGAUGAAAUGGACCAAGAGAUGGUGGUUUCUUGCCCAAAAUGUGCAUUUUCUUCUCGGCCCAGAGUAGUGGGAGAACACUACUGGAUGUUUCAUUCGUUUAAUAAACGAAUACAGAACUAUACAGUCAGCAUUUUGGAUGGCAUGAAACAGUUUAGGAGUGACAUCAUAAACUUCACGUGUCUAAAAUGUCAAUUCACAGACACCUUGUAUUACAAUAUGAAGAAACAUGUGCUGAUGAACCAUUUUGAAAACCUACUAAGUGCAUAUUUUGGCGAGAAAUGUGAUGAAAGUACACCGAAUUCAGUUGAGUUCUACUGUAAAAAAUGCAAUGCUCCUGCGAACAGCCCAGAUUCUUUAAUGUACCAUGUCUUGACAGCUGGAACACACAGAGACCUGGAGAACAAACUUCGAUCUCUGAUUUCGGAACACAUUAGGAAACCUGGACUUGUGAAACAAAUGCAUAUUGCUCCAAAGCCUGUCCCAGGUGUAGCAGCAGCUGCCCCAUCUGCAGGGCCUCUUGUUGUCCCAGCAGGUUCUGUGACAGCACCAGCGUGCAUCCAGGUUGCGUUUCCACAGAAUAAUCAAAACCAGAGCAUGGUGCACACACAAGCAGUUCAGAACACAGUUGGACCAGUGACUGUCCCAAGUGCCUCUGGCAUCCUCCCAAAUACUGCCUGUGCUCCUGCUGCUCCAUCCUCACAGGUCGCUCUUGUGCCCAGCAAUCCUCCCGUGGCUCAGAACAACCUGGGUAUUCAGCCAUCACCUUCGCAGGCUGUCCUUGUUUCUCAUGGGCUCCGUCUUAAUCAUUCUGUUGGGAACAUAAAUAGAGCUGUGGCCCCUGCGGUUCUUCCUCUUAAUCAGCCCGUCAGGCCUGGGCUCUUUACUGUUAAUCAAACAAUUGGGACUGUAAACAGUCUGGUUCCCGCUGGAACGCUCCCUGCUACUCAACCUGUCGGCCCUGUGAAUCAACCAGUUGCACCAGGAGUCCUCCCUGUGAAUCAGCCAGUUGCUCCAGGAGUUCUGUCUGUUACCCAGUCACUUGGGAACAUGAACAGACCCGUGGAUCCCAGGGUCCUUCCUGUGACGCAGACAGUUGGGUCGGGUCUUCUUCAGCUUAACCAGCCUCUUGCCCCUGGGGUGGUUCCUGUCAGACAGCCUGUUGGACCUGGGUUCCUUCAGCUUAAUCAACCUGUCGCGCCAGCGCUUAUCCCAGUAAAUCAGCCUGUUCAGCCUCCAGUUUCUCAAAGCACGGCUUUUUUGACUGCGGGCUCUAUUUUGAGGCAGUUGAUCCCCACUGGCAAGCAGGUUAAUGGGAUACCUACUUUCACGCUGGCCCCCGUCUCUGUUACUUUGCCUGUACCUCCUGGUGGUGGAGUAGCGACCGUGACACCUCCGCAGGUGCCUAUCCAGCUCGUGCAGACGGGGUCAGUGGCUCAGCUGUCCCAGUCGCCAGCCAAUGCUCCCUCUCCUCCUGUGGUUCUGACCUCUGACAAUGUAUCCUUGCAGGCCUCCCCGCCUGCUCCUGAAACAAGCCAGGCUGUCAGACAGGCCAAACAGUGGAAGACCUGCCCUGUUUGCAAUGAGCUUUUCCCCUCAAAUGUCUACGAGGUGCACAUGGAGGUGGCCCACAAACCACUUGAAGUAAAAGUGGAAGCCCCAGAACCUCACAAACUUGCAGCUUGUGCAUCAUUUCUGAGGAUGACAGAAAAGGCGAUCCGGUGUUACGCUUGUAAGUGUUUUCUCUGUGAGGAGGAGCUCAUGAAGCAUAUCUUCAUGCAUGGCUUAUCCUGCUUGUUUUGCACAGGUACUUUCUAUGACUUAAAAAGCCUCGUGGAGCACAACAAAACUGCACACAAUGGGAGAAAGGAGUUGCAUGCGAGUUACAGCAACAGAGGAAUUCAGCUAGGUAACGAUGCUCAGGGUGGCCUUGUGUUCCCACACUUUGAUUUCAACACAGUGCUACCAGAUGAAGACAUGGGUGAAAGAGAAGUACAUUUGGCAGUGCUUGUUGGAAUAUAUUCAACAGUUCUUGUCCCUGUUUACAUCAAAGUGAAACCUCAGACAGCACAAGUGAACAGGAGAUGCACCAGAAAAAUGUUCACCUGUCCCUUUUGCUUAGGUACGUUUGCUGGUAGAGAAACCUAUGAAAAGCAUUUGAAAGAGAGGCAUCAUAUAAUGCCGACUGUGCAUACGAUUUUAAAGUCUCCUGCUUUCAAGUGCAUCCACUGUUGUGGUGUGUACACUGGAAAUAUGACUCUGACAGCUAUUGCUGUACAUUUGCUCCGUUGUAGAAGUGCUCCCAAAGACAGCAACUCGAGCCUGAAGAUGCAGCUUGAGCGUACUGAGAGGAAAGAGCUGCUGUUUGUGAAUGGUGAGAAGCAUCUUUCUGUGGUACUGAAAAGAAAGCAGUCAGAUUCCUGCUUUGUUGCAGAAGACCAAAGGAAUAAGGAACAGCAGCCUCUGAGCUUAAGUACUGGCAUAGCUCUGUCUGCAGAGAAUGAAGUAAAUUCGGGGGUAGUGCCUUUUAAACGACAAAAGAUUAGGACUGAGUUGAGAAAACUUCCUUCUAGUGAGGAUCUCCGCUUUCUAGCAGUAGAUCCCAAUCAGUAUGAUCACAAUUCAUAUGAGGCACAGAAACAGUUUUUGUCAGACUACUUUCACAAGAGGCCAUAUCCUUCUAAAAAAGAGGUGGAAUUACUUUCCUUGCUGCUAUACGCGUGGAAAAUUGAUGUUGCAUCAUUCUUUGGAAAAAUGAGAAAUACAUGCUUAAAGGCAAUAAAACAUCACAAACCAUCUGUGCUGCUGGGUUUCAGUAUGUCUGAACUGAAAAACAUGAAGCACAGUUUGAAUUUAAAAGAUGGACCAUUGGAUAUGUAACCCAGCUUUUUAUAAUAGCUAAAAGCAAUCCAUAAUUGCAUACUUAUAAUUUAGCAGUUUAUUAUAUUGUUUGUUUUAACUUGCAGACUGGCCUGUUGAAGGGUGCAGUAAUACAAAAAGUAUCGUUCACUUGUGACUGUUAUUGUGAAAGGCACACGUAGUUGUGUAUUUUAAAAGCUAAAACCUUCAGACUUAAACAUCUGGAAUUUGUUUUAGCUUUUUCCCUUUCCUGGGGGUAGUGUUGUGGGGAUUUUUUUUCGUUGUUGGUUUUUUUUUUUUUUCUUGUUUGGUUUUGGGUUUUUUUUUUUUGUUGUUUUUUGUUUCUUUUUUGUUUUGGUUUGGUUUUUGUUCUGUUUCUUUGUUUUGUAGGGUUUUUUUGGGGGGAGUUUGGUUUUUUUUUGUUCCGCUUCCGUUUCUUUUUCUUCCCCUUCAGGCUCCUAUUACAUUUUUUUAUACUGUCAUGUAAAAACCCUCGUCCUUGUUAAAACCAAAUUUUAUUUUAUUUUAUUUUUAUGCAGUGUCGUCUUUUCUAAGUAAUGAAAUGUGUAAUGUGGGUUAAAAUAACAAGGUAAACUAUGUGAAAAAGAUUAAUUUGAUUAUUCGUAUUUUUAAGUCCUGAUAUUUUUAACCUGUUUCUGGUUUAUCUACUGAAGCAGUGAUUGCAGCCAUUACAUCCAUUGCCCUUUCAAAUUCCCAGCGUGCUGGUAGGUGUGAAAUACAUGGCAUUGUGAUUUUUUUCCUCGGUCACAAUACCUUUGCCAGUUAAAUCUGGUGAUCUGUGGUUCCUGCUGAGUAUUAACAUAAGGGGCUUUUGGGUGCCCAUUGGAGUGUUACAGUGAACUGAGUUGAAAUGAUUGUGUUAUCUGUUAAAUAGAUCUUGCUAACCAGAGGUGUUUAUCCUUUUCAUUUGGUGUUGAAGCCUGGUUGUUUACCUGUUGUUCAAAGCAGCAUUUAUUUUAUUUUCUUUUUCAAAAAACAGAGCUGCUUUGGAGAGUGUCAAAUUACUUUGAUACACAGACUAUAUGGCCUCUGUGCAUGUCACUUAAGUGUAGAAGCCCUAUCCAAAUAUCACCCAAAUAUGGUGAAAAAUCUGACUUUUUAAACUGCUGUUUUAUGCAGUAGUAACUGAGCAGAGCCUACUCCCCUGCAAAUUAGAUCCCUGACUUGAAGUCCCUUGGGUCAGAAAUGGUACAAACUGAAGCUGGAUGAAUUGGUAGCAUCAAGACUUUAAAUUCUUGAGUACUCGAGCCCAUGAUAUUCGUGUAGUAACUGGUUGUUGUUGGCCUGUAGAGAGCAUCACAGCAGUAUAAACCCAAAGAGACUUACCUUCAGUAUGGACUGACAUCUCUGUUGCAGAUUACAGAAGAGCUGUUGGGAAGGUUCACUUGAGUUGAAGCACAAACUGGUGGCCACAUCGAGGCCUUGAGUGCUGUCCUUUCUGGUUAUGCUUGUUUUCAUCUGGCUUGUCUAAGAGCGCCUCCAGUACCAACAGCCAGUUUCAUAAUAAAUAACCUGUAAGACGCAUUGGUUUUAUUUCCUCCUCUUCACCCCCCUCUCCCCACCCUCCUUUCUCAGAAGAAAAAAACAAAGUUCACUUGUGCCAGUGUUAGAAGGAAAGGGUGAUAUGCCCAAGCUGAUUUCUAUUUUUAAGGUAGUCAGUAGACUUUUUCCCUGUGCUGUAGGAACUUGUUAAAGCAGAUGCAAAAUGUAUUAUCGCUGUCUCUGAAAGGGCAUGACACGUUUAGCAGAAUUUCGUGACUUCCUGCCUGAGGCUUUAUAAGCUGUUUGGAGUUCUAUUUUGGAUAAAAUCAUAAUAUUUUCAUAUUUAUUGCAUCAAAGAGUUUUAAUGUGUAUGUAACACAGUUACUGCUAUUUGGAAAAACCUAGUGAUUUAAUAGCAGUGUUAAACAAAAAUAAAUAAUAUUUAUAGGAUCAGUUGCACGCCACCCCAAAAAAUGAUUAAGAAACUGUGUUCUUAUAGCCUCAUACUAGCUCAUUAAAAAUUAAAAAAUAAAAUAUACUUGGCCAUAGCACACAGUUCGUGAAACCUGUUCAGAGGGCUGUGAGUGAGGAAGAGGAAUGCUGUCUGGAAGUCCUGAAAUGUAGACACUUACUCUCGCUCCUACAGUCUCUGCCCUGUGAGCCCUGUCAUCUUUAUGGUGGUUCUGCUGGUUCUGGUGAGACUCCGGGAUGGGAAUUUGGCAGUGUGCAUCUGGGGAAGGCUUGCCAUGAAUGGGGAAAGAUUGUAGAGAGAGCAGCGUGGCUGUGGGGAGCUGGGAAGUCAUUUCAUGGUUCAUCCAUGCUUGGGGCAAAAGGGACCAAUCCAGUCUUACCAGUUUUCCUACAUAGUGUCCAGUGUUGAUAUUAAACGGUUUAUUUAUUGGAUUUUGGUUUCACUGUUUCAAAUAAACCAUAUUUUUAACUU
Melospiza georgiana is the source of this 8634-nucleotide messenger RNA. It is a transcript of the gene ADNP2, whose product is annotated as ADNP homeobox 2. Lineage: Eukaryota; Metazoa; Chordata; Aves; Passeriformes; Passerellidae. The record is from RefSeq and is a predicted model, not a curated record. The coding region runs from base 3042 to 6209 and encodes 1055 amino acids. Gene Ontology annotation, biological process: regulation of gene expression. Gene Ontology annotation, cellular component: nucleus. The transcript is spliced from 5 exons. Gene Ontology annotation, molecular function: DNA binding.